UCCGAAGUGACGUGCUCAUUCAUACGUGUUUUGUUUUCUAUCAACUCUCAAUACUAACUCUGUUCUAUCAUCGGUGGAAGUGACCAUGCCGCGACCGUCGCGUGAAUCUUACGGUGAUCAAAAACCACCUUAUUCAUAUAUUUCGCUUACCGCUAUGGCGAUCUGGAGCUCCCCGGAGCGCAUGCUGCCGCUGUCGGAGAUCUACAGGUUCAUCACCGACCGGUUCCCGUACUACCGGCGCAACACGCAGCGCUGGCAGAACUCGCUGCGGCACAACCUCUCGUUCAACGACUGCUUCGUGAAGGUGCCGCGGCGGCCCGACCGGCCCGGCAAGGGCGCCUACUGGACGCUGCACCCGCAGGCCUUCGACAUGUUCGAGAACGGCUCGCUGCUGAGGAGACGCAAGAGAUUCAAGCUGCAGAAAGGGGAGAAGGACAAUUUGAAUGCGGAGCUGGCCGCGCUUGCGAGUUUCAAUAGAGCGUUUCUUGCGAGGCAGGCGGGCGCGCCGCCGCCGCCGGCAAUGCCGAGCGCGAGCCUGUACACGCCGCCGAUGUGCCCACAGCUGAGCCCGGAGCCGGCGGAGCUGCCGGAGGCGUCUAUGACGAUGCUGCCACGGGAGAGGCCGCGGCGGGCGUUCACUAUCGAUGCUCUGCUGGAGCCGGAGCCGCCGCGCUGCUCGCCGUCGCCGCCGCAGCCCGUGAUGCCGCUGGCCAGCCUGCCGCGGCUGGAGCUGGCGAUGCCGCCGCCGUAUGUGCUGGCUGCGCAGCGCUACCACGCCGAGCUGCUGCAGGCGGCGGCGCACGCGCUGCGCCCCUGCUACCUGCCGCCGCCGCCGCUGCCCGUCGCGUGACAUCACGGCGCGCCCUGCUCCGAUAACCCGUGCAAUGCUAGAUUGUAAGUACAGAAAUUGUAAUAUUAUUACGAAGCCUACUUGUUCACGAUCGAGUGAGUAAAUAAGUCAAUAGGAAAUGUGUAUGCGUGAAAUAAUCAUAGUUGCAGUUUGCAAAUAUGUACAUGGACUUUAGCAACUACACCGGUCUGCAAAACUAAGUAAACUAUACUUUUAAAAUUUAAUAUUUUUCUAAUUUAUAGAAGUUUGAUAUUUGAACUAAUAACGUUUUAUAGCAAAUCUGAUCAGCUUUCUUCUUCUUCUCUUUAUCAAGUCUUUUAUUUUCGAAACUAUAACUUGUGUGCUUAAAAUGUUAUUGCAAUUUUAAAAGUGUGAUACUUACUUUUGUAGGCCAGUGUAUUUAAUAGUAGGCCUAUAGAGUAAAAGCAUUUGAUGUUUUGCUGAAGAAACGCAUUUAACUAAAACCUUCAUAAAUAACUUGUAAAUAGUUUACAACGUAGGAAAAUUGACCUCAAAGCAUUACAAAGAUCAAUUAAAAUUGUCAGGUGACUUAUUAUGCGUGUAUUGAAAAUUUAAUCAUGAUAUUAGAGAUCUCAGUCGUAGGUACUCGUAGUUAAUAUUAUAAGAUAGUAAUUAUUAUAUUUUUAGUCGGAUAUUUAUUGAACAAAUAGCAACUAUGUUGGAAUUCUCAUUAUACAUUCCGUAACCUAUUAGUAUAAAUUGUUCAAAUUAGUGAAUAAUACAGAUAUACUUAACGUGAGACUAUAAAUUUAGAUUCCUAUGAUUGCGUAACAAUCGUUAUGUCAGUGUUUGUAAAUACGCUUCUAAUGAUCGUAAUCAUUAAAUGUUAUUG
This is a messenger RNA of Ostrinia furnacalis (Asian corn borer), 1703 nucleotides long. Its product is annotated as fork head domain-containing protein FD4. The record is from RefSeq and is a predicted model, not a curated record. The coding region runs from base 86 to 850 and encodes 254 amino acids. Gene Ontology annotation, molecular function: DNA-binding transcription factor activity, RNA polymerase II-specific; RNA polymerase II cis-regulatory region sequence-specific DNA binding. The transcript has a single exon. Gene Ontology annotation, biological process: regulation of transcription by RNA polymerase II; anatomical structure morphogenesis; cell differentiation. Lineage: Eukaryota; Metazoa; Arthropoda; Insecta; Lepidoptera; Crambidae.